AUGAAUGCCAGAGAUAUACUAAAGCGUGCUGUUCAGUGCGAUAAGGCUGGGCGCAUUUUGGAAGCCCAAAAUCUCUACCAAGAUGGCGUACAAAUUCUUAUGAAAAUUGCAAGUAGUCACAUAAAUUUGAAAAAGAAAACAGUUCUUUACGAGCAUAUCAAGCAAUAUAUAGAUCGCGCUGAGGAAAUAAAAAAACGCGUGGACGAUCUUGUUGUAGUGGGUGAAGUCGUAAAGCGCUUACGAAUAGAAAACGAUUCCACCGGCAACAGCUAUCAAAGUCUCUUCGGAGAAUGUCUGGAUGGCAAAAUAAAAGAGGUCUGGCUAGAUGAACCUUAUUUGCAACAUGACUAUCAAUUCCAGAAUCUUGUCAUAUUUUUGGAGUUGGUGGUCAAAAAAUGUCGCAAUCUCAAGUAUAUACGAUUGGUAAAUAAAACUUACAGAAAUGCGGCCCAAUAUCAGCUAAACAUUUUAGAGGGACUCCGAGCGGAUUUGGGAAGCCGUGGUAUAAACUUCGCCAUUAGUUUCGAUGAGACAUUACAUGAUCGAAGAAUAGCACUGAGCAACGGAUAUAUCAUAAAAAUUGGUCGCGGUUUGCAUUUUUAUAAACGCAAUAUACCUGAAUACAGCCUCGGUUAUAAUGAUGCUGACUUUCGCAAAUGCUUGCAAACUGAUUUGGAGAUUUAUCGUACCAAGGACUUUAUUGCGUAGUCUAAAGCAUUUUGCACGAAUAAACACAUUUUU
Rhagoletis zephyria (snowberry fruit fly) is the source of this 741-nucleotide messenger RNA. RefSeq names its product MIT domain-containing protein 1-like. Lineage: Eukaryota; Metazoa; Arthropoda; Insecta; Diptera; Tephritidae. The record is from RefSeq and is a predicted model, not a curated record.